UGCUGGAUAAAUCGACAACGUAAUAAAAGCUAACGAAAUUUGCAAGUUUAGUUUUGAAAUCAACAAAUGACUUCAGAGGCACGACAGAUUGCACCCUUGUGAAUUGUAUUUGAUUAGUGUACAAAUAUAUUUGGUUUAUAAAAGACCAACUGUGGACCCAACCCGAACAAUUCCAGAGCGUAGUGCACGAAGUGAAAAUUAUCCGAGCAUCUAGUAAAAGAAAAAAACAGAGAGAAGAAAGUAACCAAGCAAAGAGCUGUGAAAGUGAGUUUUAUGAAUGAGAACCGUGAGUAAAUACUAGUUUUUAUCCAGAAAAAAAAACAAAUCGUGGCAACCGUCGUUACCUUUCAUUACUUUUAAAUAGAAGAAGUACAUUUUUGUGCACGUUAUUUUGUGUUGACUGUUUACCUACUUGUGGAUAACGAAAAAAUAGUGAACGCCUUUUAAAAACUACGUUUAUCUAUUAAGCGCAAAGGCUGUAAGUGAUUCGAAAUAAGUGUAACGACAAAAGAAAAUCAAACAAAAUGGUAGACCAGCAUAAAAUUUUCUUCGCAAAAACAAGCUUCGUUAUAUGCAUUAUUUCUUCAGUUUUCACCUACGCACAACAAAUUCGAGUGGACACGGACCCACCGGAAGUUAUCGUCACAGAAAACCAGAGGAAUGUUAGCCUAAUGUGUCGAGUCGGCCGACCUAUCGGGUUUUGCACAAUUACCUUGCCGAACCGAGAUCAACAGGUAGCACUAGAUCCAAAUACUCCUCCCCGAGACGGACUACAAUAUUUUGGACCAGGUUUGCAGGCUGGCGUAUGCGGUGUAACGGUUGAUCGAAUAACUACGGCACACAACGGGCAACUAAAGUGUUCGCUGUUUGUAGAUGGCGUCAGUGCGGAAGGGUUCAUCAAUAUGGUGGUGGCAGUGGCCCCCACAAGCCCCAAAAUUGAGACAGUUCCAGAGGCACAAUCGUUCGAGGUUGAUACAAAACUAGUUGCGCAUUGUACAACAAAAAAUGGUAACCCAGGAGCAGUUUUGACCUGGUAUAUGGAGGAUGAACCAAUAUUUCAGGGUGUUUUAGCACCACAGGAAUUUCAAGAAGAAGACCAGCCUGGUGUAACUAGUGUUCUUACUCUGCAUCGGUCCAUUCAAGCUAGCGACAGCGGCAAACGAUUAUUCUGUGAAGCCAAACACAUUGCAUAUCCGGAAAAAGUUUCAAAGACGUCUCGGCAAAUAAUUGUCAACUUUGCACCACAAGCCCUUCCAGAAACUACGGUUCACGGGUUGACCUUAGGUCGUACUGUAGAUGUUACUAUCACUAUUCGUUCAAAUCCACUACCUCAUGCCUAUUGGACGGUGGAUGGUGUAGAAAUCGAGCAAGGUCUGGAAAGUGGCAGAUACUCAGCACGCAUUCCAGAAUCUUUGGGCAACGAUAUGUACAAUGUGACCCUUACAAUUGCGGGGCUCACUUUGGAGGACUUAUCAAAAACAUACUUUCUGCGAGCAGUUAACCGAGUAGGAAUGCAGGAUUAUACAGUUAUGUUGAGUUCGAUGCAGGCUGAAGUAGACGAAUCGAGCGGUGUCGGAAUCGGAGGAAUCAUAGGUAUUGUACUGGCAGCACUAAUUGUUUUAACGGCAGUGGCUCUGAUAAUUGUAGCCCGAGCCACCGGUAGAUGGUGCUUCCGAGGCGCUUCACUGAACACCGAUAUCAGUCCGGACUCUGAAGUUCAGAUAACGCACCACUCCCAUGAAGAGGAUCUACACGAGGAGAAACUGCAACAGCAGAAUCCAGCCGUGAACUACGAGUCGGAUACAAAGGCAGCGGGUAGCGAACACGACACAGACUGUGCUUUACCGCGAAAAAACGGAAAGUAUGAAAAAUCGAUACAGGCAAAUAUCGACAAGAAGCAAGAAAACGGAAAAACUGAUAACAAAACUAACACUUCAGUAUAAGCUAUAAGAGCAAUUAUGGAAAAAUGGUACAAGAUUAGGAAUAUUGUGAUUUUUUUGAAUCGACUUUGUUUUUUGUUACUUAAGUUUUACUUUUUACGUGAAAAUGACAUCUGAUUGAUACAUAUUUCAGCCUAAAAAUAAAAAAUAAGAAAACUUAUCCAAUUUAAUUCUACUAUGUGUAUUUUAUUCACGACAGAUACGUAUUUCGCCUACGACUUGCAGGCUUCCUCAGUGUCUGUUUCUGUCGUGAAUAAAAUACGCAUAGUAGAAUUAAAUUGGAUAAGUUUUCUAAUUUUUUAUUUUUAGGUUUCGUAUUCUACUAAGACGCUCCAAAAACUUCAGUCAGACAUAUUUCAGUACAAAAAGAGAAAAAAUGUUUGAGCAUGCUAUACAAUGCAUCUAAUAUUUAUGAUAUACUACUGGAACAUAAUUUCUGCACCUGCAACUGUUACUCUAUUUGAAUCUGUUGAAAUAUCAUGUUUUCUAGAAGACUAUUUAUUUUUGUCUGUGUGUUUUUCUGUUCCAAAAGGUUUGACUGUAUGUCUAAUUUUGACAGUUACAACUAGUCAGAACUUGUAUAGAUUCAAAUUUAAGAUAUCAUGCAGUAUUUUCACUUUCCUAUGAACCAAGACAAACAAGUAACAAUUUUCUAUUGACAGAGAAUUAAGAUAUUUCUAUGUACUGAUUCUUCCAAGAUCAUAAAAGGAAUAUUACUCAACUGUCCUUUAGAUUUCAGGUCGAUUCAAGCCAGAUAUCAUUAAUAGUCUGUUUUGCAAAAUCUCAUACUGUUUCUCUCCCGUCAUUUUUGUGAUAUUCAACUAUCUUACGAAAGUGAUUUGACAGCUUCACGAAGUAUAUACAUAGCCUCCUUUUUCCUUAGCAUAAUUUCAUGACGCUUGACAUCGUUUGUUUUUUGUAGUUGCUUCAUUUAGUCUCAACCUGCAAUAACCUCCCCUAACAAUUUCAAGGGAAUGCAGCGUUCCCUUUACUGCCGCUACUCGCAUAACAGUCCCAUUUAUAUAGGAAACUCCAUAGAAAAUGGGACUGUUAUGCGAAUAGAGGCAGUUUACGUCAGUGAAAAACUUUGUUUUUACACCACAUUGGUAAUUGUAUUGAUAUCAAGUCCAACAAUCUGUUUGAGACUUACCAAAACUGGCAACGGCCAAAUUUUCAAGCAAAACUUAUUAAUUCUAAAACCAAGAUUUAUUUUGCGAAAUUUCAGUAUCAGAUGGUUUGUUUUAUAGACACGCAAGAUAGUAACCAAUAUUAACUAAUUCUGUCAACUUAGCAUCAGUUUGUUAACUUGACCAUUACCAAUUUUCUAGACGUUAAAUUUCACACAGAAAAUAAUCAACUGCUUCUGUCAGCAUGAUGAAAAUCCUAUAGAAACGAUUCUAAUUAUUCAGCAGACUAACAGCUAAAAACCAUUUUAUAUAUUAUUAUAAUGGCUAUAGACGUCGAAAAAACAAAAACAUAAAUGAGUUCCGUGUUGAUUUUUUAAUUGACAAAAGCAAAGCCUAGGUGCUACGAGCCGGUUGAGGAAACUCAUUCUUCUGUUUUUCUGCGGCAGGCUUCACAGUCACCUGUAAGAGUGCAGGACAAUUGCGGGUCUAGUUGACUCUAUCAGCCACUCUCUGUCGAGAUUUGAACAUGCCACUGGGAGAGGCUGUAAGAGUCAAUAAGAUUAUAGUUGUAUCUUGUUCAAUUUGACAAUUCUAACAUUAUUCAUUAUCUUAUAAGAAACAAUACUAAUAUCAAAAUUACUAUACAUUGAAAAAGAAACGAAGAAAUUCAACCUCGUUGAAGAUGAUACUAAUUUGGAGAGAAAAUUACUGAAGAAAUAUCUUUUGAAUAUCUUUGGUUAGAUAGAAUAGAGGGGUAGAAAGAUAAACUGCCAUUAUUUAUAUCAAUUGCAAGUACGCCCUACGAAAAAUUUCGCAACAUUCUCUUUAUGUGUAUUAUAAGAUAAACCAACAACUACAAAACGGUCUGUCCGAUAAAAUUAACUAAGUGUCUAAGAGAAUCAGGCAAGAUAAAAUUAUCUAGUAUAUAAUAAAAACAAUGUAAUGAUUUAUGCGAAUCAGCAUAAAACAAACGAUAAAUACCGGUGUGUAAAUUUUUAUUGUGAUUGUUAUCAAAUGACAAUCGAUUAGAGUUGUCCGUGAGAUCAACAACCUAUUUACUGAAAGUAAGAUAAGCAAUUGAUCUGCCUCAUUCCUAAGGGAAAUAACUCCCUUAUUUUAUUAUCAAAAUUAAGCUUGAGUUUGAACACAAUUAGUUGUAGUAACGCAGGAACUAAAUAAUCAUCUGCACAAAGUGUCCAUAUUCAGUAGAGUAUAUAUGAUGAAAACAAAUUUCAAUUUCUCAAAUAACUAUAAGACAUUUAAACUAUUUGAAAGUUAUAUUAUACAUGCUAAUUCUUUUAUGUUUUCAUUUAGACUGAUUUUGAAACCAUAUGACAAGUAAAAAGUUUAACUAAAAACUCUAUUAAUUCAAAUGCGCGAGAUGCAAAUAGUAAACUAAACCCAUCUGUUUUUCGAAAAAAAUCUUAGUUAGCUUUUUAUAUUAUCAACUUUCAAAUGAUAAAUUAACUACCUUUGUGUGAUCUGAGCACUGCGAAUAAAAUUGUCACUCGAAAAUUAUUUCAUCGCACUCGAAAUACUUAUACUUAAGCAUAUUCCGUCCAGAUAAAAAUAAAAAAAAAACUAUGUAUAAAUAAUCGAGAGAAGAUUUUAAAUUCAUGAUAAGCAUGUUUUAUUUUGCGCCAGAGUAGGUAACUAUAAAUGCAAACGAAGUG
Sabethes cyaneus is the source of this 4740-nucleotide messenger RNA. Its product is annotated as fasciclin-3-like. The transcript has 8 exons. NCBI's taxonomy places the organism in Eukaryota, Metazoa, Arthropoda, Insecta, Diptera, Culicidae. Bases 525 to 1943 code for a protein of 472 amino acids. The record is from RefSeq and is a predicted model, not a curated record.